Molecule: messenger RNA, 4212 nt
Organism: Carassius gibelio (silver crucian carp)
Lineage: Eukaryota; Metazoa; Chordata; Actinopteri; Cypriniformes; Cyprinidae
Product: probable E3 ubiquitin-protein ligase HERC4
Exons: 25
Coding region: 97-3078 (993 amino acids)
Biological process (GO): protein ubiquitination; ubiquitin-dependent protein catabolic process
Molecular function (GO): ubiquitin protein ligase activity
Source: RefSeq, a predicted model, not a curated record
UUUGAUUUCAGUUUCAUGUGAGUGUGUUCCUCAGACCAGGAUGCACUGCAGAAAAUCUCUUCAGGAGUCUGUUCUUCUCGUGCAUCAGCUGUGAUCAUGUUGUGUUUUUGGGGAGAGCAGAUCAGAGAGGGUUUGGGGCUGGUGAAGCCUGAACAAGUCAGACAUGGCAAUUCUGGAAUACAAUCUGUGUGUCCGAGAUUAAUUGUCCAGGACAUGUCAGCUGGAAGGAGUUUUGCUGGAUUUAUCCGGGAUGGAAAGGUCUCGGUCCUGAGAUUGCGCAGUGAAGAUCGUAAUAAUGGAAAACUAAUACAACUACAGCUAAAGAAUGACAGAAUCAGACUGAUUGUCUGUGGAGGAGAUGGUGCAGUCCUUCUUUCUGAUUUAGGAAAAGUUCUCAUCAUGGACAAAUCUACUGUGUGCAAGCCUCUCAAAGGUCUGGAUAACAGGCAGGUGAUUCAGAUCACAUGUGGAGACCAUCAUUCAAUGGCGCUAACUAAGGAUGGUCAGGUGUUCGUAUGGGGGGAGAACUCUCACGGUCAGCUGGGUUUGAGGAAAGAUCAUCCCGGCUCUCCGUCUGCUCAACAUGUUCAGAGUCUGAGUGGGGUCCCGCUGGCUCAGAUCAGCGCUGGAGGAGACCACAGCUUUGUGUUGUCUCUCUCUGGAGUCGUGUUUGGAUGGGGAAAGAACUCUGCUGGACAGCUGGGCCUCGGAGACACCACAGACAGACACAUCCCAACCAUUUUAAAUAGCCUGAACGGGAAAAAAACUGUAUCGAUUUCAUGUGGAGGAGAACACACUGCCGCUUUAUCAAAGGGUGGCACAGUGUUCACAUUUGGAUCCGGAGGCUCUGGUCAGCUUGGGCACAACUCUUUUAGAGAUGAACAUCAUCCGCGGGUGGUUGCUGAACUGUGGGGAUCUGAAGUGUCACAAGUAACGUGUGGGAGACACUACACACUUGUAUCAAUCACGUCGAAGCUGAUCUACUCAUUUGGAUGUGGGUUGCAAGGGCAACUGGGAAAUGGAGAAAUGAUUGCACAGUCUGUGCCUUUCCCUGUGGAUCUGCCAACUGAAUGUAAUCGUGAAUAUACGAUUGAAAAAAUCAUCGCUGGGGAGAAUCAUUCCUUUGCCUUGUUUUUCAAAGAACUUGAAAGUAAGGGCAAAUCCAAUCCAAGCAGAGGGGUUUUGACAUUAAAUGACAGAAUGAUUGACCGAUGGCUGUCUGGAACUGAUCCAUGGGCAACAAUAAAGCAGGAAAUAAACGCAGUGUUCUCCUCCCCUGCCUCUCUGAAUGGAAGUUUUCUCAAAAUGAAUCGUGAUGAUCAAUAUCCAAGGUCUGAAGAGCAUUGUGGUUUGGAUUUUGAUCUGGUUAAAACAUCCUUUGCAAAGUUAUCAGAGAAUAAAAGCUUGAUGUCAGAGGUAAUGAAGGUGGUUGAACAGAUGCUGCGAUCUCUGAAUCCAAACCCAGUUGGUGAGGAAUCAUUGAGAGUUUAUCUUCUCCUCCCUGAGCUCAUCAGACGUCUCAAGAAACAACAACGAACCGAACUCACUGAAGCUCUGGCCUCCAAAAUCCUUCAGCUGGAUCCGGAUUCUCUCAAGGUGUUAGAGAAGUACUGGUCCAAAAUUCCUGAUGAUUGGCUCAAAGGCCUGGUGAGGUUAUUUCGCAGAGCAUCUGCUGAGCUGAUUGGCCAGAUUUCUUCUGGUAAAAUGGGCUAUGACUUAACUAGACGCCUGAAGAGGUUUUUGAAGAUACUUCAGAUGAUCUAUCAGGUCCACUGCAAUGCCAACAGAGACAUCCCAAAGAGGGAUUUCCUCAUUCAUGAGAUCUGUGAUCUACUAGAUACACUGCAAGCCACCUUCAAGGAUCUGUUAAUGCAGUUAUUUCUGCUAUUGCAGUCUGCUAUGACUGAUGAUUGUGAGGAUAUGCUGAAAUUGAAAGAUUAUUACUUUGGAACCAUUGAAAUAUUGGUCAAGUUCCCUUUUGUGGCUGACACUGUUUCUAAACGGAGAAUGUUUCAUUACUUGCAGUGGCAACUCUUCAAACCCAGGGCCAGUGCCAAUGUGUUGAACAUAAACAGAGAAUCAGUGUGGCUGGACACACUUACGUAUCUCAGACAAAAAAAACACACAUAUCGUAAUCCAUUGCAGGUGACGUUCAUUGGGGAGAAUGGAGUAGAUAUGAGGGGUUUAUCGGCAGAAUUUUUCUCCCUCCUUUCUCAAUCUCUUCUGAAAUGGGAGAAGAAGGUGCUGGAAGUCCAUGAGAGUUCGCUUGUUUGGUUCAAUCCUGAUGGCAUGCAAGCUAAUCGAGAUUUUUACUAUCUUGGUGUUAUCUGUGGAAUGGCGCUCUACAACCGUCAUUAUAUAAACAUUGAGUUCCCACUGGCCUUGUUCAAGAAACUCCUCCAGCAGAGUCCCACUCUGAAUGAUCUGGAGGAACUGUCUCCUGUGGAGGCCAGAAGUCUGAAAAGCCUUCUUGAGGAGGACGAGGAGGAAGUAGUGGAUAUGCUCUUUUUGGAUUUCACGGUCAAAGGAAAAAAACUCAUUCCAAACGGAGAUCAAAUUGAAGUGACCAAAGUUAAUAGACAGAAGUAUGUGGAUUUGUAUGUGAACUUCGUUUUCAACAAGUCCGUAAAGAAACAGUUCAAACAUUUUUCAAGAGGUUUCUAUAAGGGCUGUCCACUUGAUGCCUGGAGCAUGUUCCACCCUGAGGAACUCCAGCAGCUUUUCCAAGGCUCCCCUAAAUACGAGUGGAAGGAACUUCAGCUGUGUGCUUCCUAUGAAAAGUGCUCUGCCUCUGAUGAGCUUAUCAAGAACUUCUGGACUGUUUUCUUUGAGCUCUCUGAGGAGAACAAGAGGAAAUUUCUGAUUUUCUUGUAUGGGACGGACCGUGUACCUGUGGGAGGUUUCUCAAAGCGCUCUCUGAAGAUUUUACUGUUAGACUGUGCUGAUGCAGAUGACCGACUGCCAGAGGGCCAGACCUGUUUUGGCAGAUUAAUUCUUCCCAAAUACAGCGAUAUUAAUACACUUCGCAACAAGCUUAUACAUGCAAUCAGCUUUUGUGAGGUUUUUGGACGAGGGUGAACUCCCCUCGAGGUUCCCAACCCCAAAAUAUAAGCUAUACAGUCACAGAUUUGCCACACAGAUAUAACACAGAUCACUCACUCUUGUUGGGAAUGAAACAUUUUGCUUAAGAUUUAUAUAGGUGUUAUUAAAAAAAAGUAAGUAUUUGUAAAUAAACACAAUAGGAGAGCUAUAGAAAUUUUAGCAAAUUUGGUUAUUUGGUGUUAAAAUAAAUAUAUAUUCUCCUUUAUUAUUUCUCACAUUAUCUUUUAAAUUAUAUAAUUAUCAUUCAGGGCUGCUGCUGGUCUAAUGAGUGCCCUAAGCAGGAUUGUAUUCAGGGUUGGCAAGUUUUCACAACAAAACCUGCCCAAUUGCUGCUCAAAACGAACCCAAUUGCGUUUCGAGCGCGUACCAUGUUUAAAUUCACAUUGUGGGGGGUAAAAUACAAGUUUUGGUGGGGCUCCCUGGUAAAUUAGCAUCUCAGGGACAAAAUAUUGCGUUAUUUGUGUCUCUUAGACCCGCGGACACAAAAAACAACCCACGACAACAGUGUUAAAGUAACCCAAUUCCACAGGAAAACUGCAGACUUGGCAACACUGAUUGAAUUGUUGUGCCCCCUCCCACAAAUAUAAUUGACUACUAUAUAAAAACUACUAUAGGCAUCAAAAUAGAACUUUAAUAAAAUAUCAAAGUAAAUAAGUUGCAUUAUUUACAAAUCUAUAGUUACCUAUGGCUAUAUGAUUUUAAUAAUAUAGGUGAUUGAUUUUAUAGUUUCAAGCAUUCAGAAAUCAUGCAAAAGAAAAUAAAGCAGUUACUAAGCAGUUUUACUAAAAAUUUAAUAUUUUUAUUUUUUGUAACAGUUGUGAUGAUAACAUGUUAUUUUGUUUAAGAAAUUAUAGAGGCUGUGUCAUCUAUAUAUAGCAAAAAAGUGGCCAAAAAUGAUAGAUUAAGUGUAUAUUUCAAUCAAAUGUUUGGUCAAUAGCCUACAAUGAUUUAAUUGUCAUUUAAGUGUAGCUGCAGCAAUUGAAUGGCCUUUGGCUCACUUUGCAGGCAUUUGUAAUAACAUGCAAUGUACAUAAAUUGUUUAUUUUGUAUUACAUUAUGUAUUUUUUAGUGUUAUUGAAUGAAACCAUAUAGUUAUUAAUUUACCAGUCA